AUGCCUUUCUGUUUGUUUCCUCUGUCUCCCUCACUCCCCUCGGCCCAUUCUCUCUCUCUCUCGCAGGUGAAUAACACGAACCUGCAGGACGUGCGGCACGAGGAGGCGGUGGCCUCUCUGAAGAACACCUCUGACAUGGUGUACCUGAAAGUGGCCAAGCCUGGCAAUGUCCACCUCAACGACAUGUACGCGCCCCCCGACUAUGCCAGCACCUUCUCAGCCUUGGCCGAUAACCACAUAAGCCAUAACACCAGUCUGGGUUACCUCAGCAGUGUUGAGAACAAACCCACCUACCCAGCCCCGCCACAGGCGACCCCAUCUAGGUACUCGCCCAUCCCUCGACAUAUGAUUGGGGAGGAGGACUUCACCAGGUGA
This is a messenger RNA of Dermochelys coriacea (leatherback sea turtle), 375 nucleotides long. RefSeq names its product disks large homolog 3-like. The transcript is spliced from 2 exons. The coding region runs from base 1 to 375 and encodes 124 amino acids. The record is from RefSeq and is a predicted model, not a curated record. Gene Ontology annotation, biological process: chemical synaptic transmission. Gene Ontology annotation, cellular component: neuron projection; neuromuscular junction; postsynaptic density membrane. Gene Ontology annotation, molecular function: protein binding. Lineage: Eukaryota; Metazoa; Chordata; Testudines; Dermochelyidae.